This is a messenger RNA of Sceloporus undulatus (fence lizard), 2278 nucleotides long. It is a transcript of the gene TMEM71, whose product is annotated as transmembrane protein 71. The coding region runs from base 1 to 822 and encodes 273 amino acids. NCBI's taxonomy places the organism in Eukaryota, Metazoa, Chordata, Lepidosauria, Squamata, Phrynosomatidae. The record is from RefSeq and is a predicted model, not a curated record. The transcript has 6 exons.
AUGACCUCAUUCUGCUUCUAUCUUUCCUAUUGCACAGCCUGGUUUCAAAAGAAAACAAGCAAGCUUUUCAGCGUCUCUGCUUCUGUCCCUUCAAAGCCCCCUUUGCUAUAUUCAGCUGCCAGAAGCAACACUAGCAGACACUGGACAGUUAGGAUCUACAGUGACAGUCUCAUUCUGCAGAUGGAUAAACCACUGGUGUACUUUUGUAGCCGGAAAGAUGGCUUUACCAGUUAUACAGAUGUACGUCCGGAUCAUGGAUGUUCCUCUGUCAGUCCAUGCGCAUGCUAUGGCCUUGCAUGUCACCGGAGUCCUCGGCUGCUUACUAAUGGCUACUACAUACUCACAGAGGACAGUUUUCUGUCUGAUGAAGAUGGGAAUAUCACAACGAGCCCAUCGCAAACAAGUGUCAGCUAUAAAGAGAGGUUGGUUAGAAUAUUUCGGAGGCGAAGGAGAAUCCGACGAUCCCUUGUUACCCUUUUCAAUAUCAGUGGCUCUAAUUCAUGGCUGAACAGCACUUUUAUAGAGUCACCCCGUUCAGAAGGCAUGUGGCCUGAAGAAGGCAACAAGGUGGAUGACACUCAGUGUUAUGAUAAAGGUGACCACUUUGAUCACGAAUCUGUUACAGUAAGAAAUGGUCUCUACCCUGUGAUCAUGCUGUCCCUGUAUUUGAUCAUUUAUCUCUAUGUAAGAUUUGUUUGGGGAGUGCUGCUUCCUGAUCUGCUGGUCUGUUCACUAUUGAUCAUCAUUCUGAUUUGUUCAUCAGCAGUUUUGCACUAUUCCCCUGACGAUACCAGCUCUGGUCAAUCUGUAGAACCAGCAUAAUCAUCACCUGCCCUUCAAAAUUUCAUUUCUUUCCACGUUAUUCUGGAAUCUUUCUACUAGAAAUCUUUAAAAAACAGUUUAAUAAGAGUUUUAUAAGAAUUUGCACAAUAUGUACCGAUGGGCAGCCUUGGAGAUACCAUCUUAGAAGAGAUUAACCGCACAGAAUGUUUUGAGGUUAAAAGACCAUUCUGAAUGAGAUGAAGAACAGAAUACACAUAAUCGAUCAAUAAUGAUGCCAAGCAUGCAGUUCCAGCUUUUGCCAGAAUAACAUCUUGCCUCCUGGACUAUAAUAUUUAAGUGUGGCGAAGAUCAAAGAUUUUGUAUUAUUUACUGUUAUAUUAGUGAUAUCAUAACCCAAGGAAGGCUUGACUUAAGGCAUGAGAAAUCUACUUCAUUGAAAUUGUUACUACUAUAGAACCCCCAAGACCCAUGGGCCAGGUGUGACAGGCACAUUCAGAUAAAAAUAAAACAUUUCUAUACUCAGAAAUAUAUCUUGAUUACUAAAACUGAACUGAUCUCAAGUGUCCUUUCAUACACAAACCCACUCCUGAUUACUUCCAGCUCUUGCUUCAUUCAUAAUUAUUUUGGGUGCCAUUUUAUUGCUGCCAAUAUUAAACAACUGGAAGUAAGAAAACCAUAGCAGUGUACUGCAAUUCACCCAGCAAUCUAUCCAUAGACUGGAUCCUACCUUCUGCCUAUCCUCGACUGCAUCUGCAUUGCAGAACUACUGCAAUUUGACACCACUUUAACUGCCAGAGCUUAAUACUAUGGAUUUCUGGAAUUUUAGCUUGUUGUGGAUCUAGAACUCUGAAAGACAAAGCUAAAUCUCUCACAGAAGUACAAAUCCUAGAAUUCCAUAGCACUGAGCCAUGGCAUUUACAGUGGUGUCAAAGUGGAUUAUUUAUGCAGUGAAGAUGCACCCUCAAUUAUGUACACCACAGAUGGAGAAAGAACAUAGACACAAUUUCACUUUUCUGUGACUCCCAAGUUGCCUUUAGAGCCACACUUGCACAUCCCUGAUGUAAUGAUUCCUGCCACACAUUAGUAUUAAUGCAGUCUGACACCACUCUCUGCCAGAGAAUGUGGCUGACUCAUAAAACUACAAAUCCCAGAUGUGAUAGGAUGGUAAUGUCAAAGGGCUUUAAUUCUGCAGUGUGGCAGCAACCAUAGUCUGUAAUAACAGUAGGUUGCUGCAUCUAGCCAUAGCCAAACCUAAUCCUAAAGGUAUGGAUUAUAUUUGUACCUUGUAAUAUCUGUUUUGCAAUAACCAUAUUGAUUUAAUAUGCUAUAUAGUAGCAAACAACAUUAUUUUUAGGUUGUAAAAAUGCUUGAGUUCUGUGAAGAGAUAAAUUGCUUGGUUCUAAAAUGAUGGCACAAUCAUUUCUAUGAUACCACAACCACAUGUGAUGUGAUGUGCAAAACUGUAAUGAGCAAGAUUACUCCUCAUCGUAGUAAA